UACAAUUAUCAGAAACUGAAAAAACUGAAAAGUCAAACAGUUCUUAUCAUUUUAUCAACUUGGAAACAAUAAACUAAACAAACGUACACCAAAAGUUGACGGCAUUUUCCAUAGUCUUACUCCAGCCUAAAUAAGUCAAUGAGUAUAAAAUAAUUUGCUCAUUUUUAAGAUAAAUGAACAAAACAUGACGGAACUACAAGGAGAUGAUUGGGACCUACCUUGCUCAGACGACGAGCUCUCCAAAGCGGGAACAACAAUCGGCAAAAACUGGGUCCUUGAGGCCUCGGAGCUAGAAGAACUAUACAAUAAAAUAGAUAAGAACGGCACUUUGGCUUUAGAAUGGAAAUGCCCUGGUAGACGAGCGCCUUCGCCUGUUAAUGUUAAGAAAGAAGCUAAAAUCGAAGUACCCCAGUCACCAGUGAAGGAAGAGAAGUCAGAUUUUGACUUUAUGGAUGAGGUAAGUUCAUUAAGACUGCGGGUGAGGCGGGAAGGGGAGGAUACAUUACGGGGUUCUGCUAAGAAGAAGACUACAUCAUUCGAUGGUAUUCUAUCAAACAUGAUCAGGCACAAACGCAUUGAGCAGAUGGAGAAGCAGGCAAACACUCCUACUACGUCAGCUCCGAGCACUUCCUGACCUUUGCCAGGUACUAGGAACAGGCAACUUCGGAGGACAUAGUCUUGUGUCACCAGAUUAUUCUUCUGUCAUAAAUUCCCAUUGGUAAUCUGAUAAUCUCAUACAUUUUGUGGCAAAGUAUUUGGUUAAAAAUUAUAUCAAAUUGAAAUAAUUCAAAGACAAGUUGUUUGAGAUAUUAUUGCAAAUUAUAUUUUGUCCAGUAUACCCAUUAGUUUAAAUCAAGAAUGCUGCCAGAAAAAUGAACAAAAUUAUUAUAAUUAUUAACUUUGUGAGCUGUAGACCUCAUGUUAAGCUAAGAAAAUGUUAGUUUGUUGGGUCUAUAACACAAAGAACUCAUAAUGAUCUUAUGGUAGCCACUAUAUGGCACUUACCACAUUUUGAAAAACAUCCAUUAACUGGAUGAACAAAAAAAUAUGUUAAUUAUUUUUUUUUGUUUAAUAAAGCUCAGUUAAGUUAAAAAAUUGCAUCUAAUACUCACAAAAAAAGUACAUUGCAAAUUAAUACAGGGUGAAAAAUUCAACAGGCCAUUAAUGUAAUGAAUAAUUUAAUUUUAUAGUUAAAUAAAUAUUUAAAGAGACCAACUGUUAUAUUAGUAUUUUAUUUUAUAAGUAUACUACUGUAAAAUGUACCUACUUUGCUUCAGAUUCUCCAGAAUUUGAUCCAAAAUUCGGAAGCUAGUUUAUUUUUUAUUAAAUAUACAUAAACAUUUAAUUUAAAGUUGCCCAUCACUGUGACUACUAUGAUGUUGUCAGUGUUGUUACUGUUACAUUUAUAUGAGGUUCUGAUAUAGUUUUAAUGCAAAUAUUGAAACUUUUGGAGCACAAUUACCCAGUGAGGAGCAAAGUAGCCACAUUUUACAGUAAGACUAUUUUUAUAAAUUUACUUUUAAACAUUUUAAAUUUGGUGUUAUACCUAAUAAAGUUCCUUGAUAUUAAAAAAAGAUAGAAUGUAUAAUUAAAUAUGGAUGUUAUACCAUAAAUAAACCAUAAUAUUUAAAAAGUAUAAAUAGAUCUAGUCUAGUACUUAUUAAGAGAUGUUAUAAUUAUAAAUCUACAAAAUGAAAAUGGUCCGUUCAGACUUCAGAUGUACCUACCGAUUUGCGCAUUUGCUAGAUCUGGAAGGACCUUAUUAUUAGUAUUAA
Messenger RNA from Cydia fagiglandana, 1775 nucleotides. RefSeq names its product PAXIP1-associated glutamate-rich protein 1 (gene Pa1). The transcript has a single exon. The coding region runs from base 185 to 634 and encodes 149 amino acids. Gene Ontology annotation, molecular function: nuclear estrogen receptor binding. NCBI's taxonomy places the organism in Eukaryota, Metazoa, Arthropoda, Insecta, Lepidoptera, Tortricidae. Gene Ontology annotation, biological process: positive regulation of intracellular estrogen receptor signaling pathway; positive regulation of cell cycle G1/S phase transition. Gene Ontology annotation, cellular component: MLL3/4 complex. The record is from RefSeq and is a predicted model, not a curated record.